This is a messenger RNA of Rosa rugosa (rugosa rose), 1470 nucleotides long. Its product is annotated as probable LRR receptor-like serine/threonine-protein kinase At3g47570. Gene Ontology annotation, molecular function: protein kinase activity; ATP binding; protein binding. Lineage: Eukaryota; Viridiplantae; Streptophyta; Magnoliopsida; Rosales; Rosaceae. Gene Ontology annotation, biological process: protein phosphorylation. The transcript has 6 exons. The record is from RefSeq and is a predicted model, not a curated record. Bases 1 to 1470 code for a protein of 489 amino acids.
AUGCAGGCGUGCAAGGCUGAUCCGGUUUUGCGUAGGUGUGCAGGUACCAUACCAAAUGAGAUUGGUCAUCUUCCACGUUUAGAGGAAUUUGUCCUGGGUGGUAAUAAUCUCAGUGGCCUCAUCCCAACCUCAAUCUUCAAUAUGUCGAUAAUAUCAAUGAUAUCACUUGACAGCAACCAGUUCUCAGCCUUCCCGAGCAAUCCAUUGAAGGCUCCACUUCCCAUUUCCUUUAGGAAUCUCUCUACAUUACUUGAGACCAUUGAGCUAAGCAAUUGCAGCUUGAGAGGUUACAUUCCAAAUGAUAUUGGCAAUUUGAGCAGCCUGACACUCAUAGCUUUGGACUACAAUCUAUUAAGUGGAACCAUUCCAACCUCAGUAGGAAGAUUACAUAAUCUCCAAGAUAUCAUGCAAUUAGACUUGUCAUCCAAUUCUCUAAUUGGACCACUCUCAGAAGAAAAAGAAAAAGGUGAAAGCUGCAACAGAGACUACCUUCUUGCCUCAACUUCUAUGGAGAAGAGUUUCAUACCAAGAACUUCUAAGUGCGAGUGUGCGACAAAUGGAUUCACCGAAAGCAGCUUACUUGGAGAUGGGGGUUUUGGUUCAGUAUACAAAGGAACACUGUCAGACGGUAUGGAGGUUGCCAUAAAGGUUUUUAAUUUACAGUUAGAAGGGGCAUUCGCAAGUUUUGAUACUGAAUGUGAAAUGUUAAGCAAUAUUAUUCGUCACCGAAAUCUCAUCAAAGUCAUCAGUUGUUGCAGCCAGAUUGAUUUCAAAGCUCUCGUAUUGAACUACAUGCCUAACGGGAGUCUUGACAAAUGGUUGUAUUUUCAGAACUUUUCCUUGGACAUCCUUCAGAGGUUGAAUAUAUUGAUUGAUGUUGCGUCGGCAUUGGAGUACCUUCAUCAUGGUUAUGAGACACCUAUUGUCCAUUGUGAUUUGAAGCCCAGCAAUAUAUUACUAGAUGAUGAUAUGGGUGCACAUGUUGCUGAUUUUGGCAUUGCAAAACUCUUGGGUGGAGGAGAUUCUAUGACUCGAACCAUGACCCUUGCCACAAUCGGUUAUAUGGCUCCAGAAUAUGGAAUGGAAGGAAUGGUCACCAGAAGAGGGGAUGUGUAUAGUUUUGGUAUUGUAGUGAUGGAGACAUUCACAAGAAGGAAGCCAACUGAUGAGAUCUUCGCUGGGGAAAUGAGUUUAAAGCAAUGGGUUGCAAAUUCACUAGAUGCAGGUGCGAUAGUUAAAGUUGUGGAUGCGACUUUACUUGGAAUAGAGGAGGAUCAUGAUUUUGUGAGCAAGAGGGAAUGCUUAUCAUCUGUUAUGAGAUUAGCUGUUGGUUGUUCAGCAGAAUCACCAGAAGAGAGAGUAAAUAUGCAAGAGGCUCUCGCCACGCUUAAGAAAAUCAAGAUCAAGUUUUUGAAGGACGUUGGAGGAGGUGUUGAACAGCCCUCUUCUUCAAGGAUCCGAAUCUUCUAA